CCGACGAUGGCGUCAUUCUCGACUCCCGUCGUGACCUGCAACACCAAAGGCUGGGGCCCAACCGAACUCCCCAAGCAGUUCCUUAACAUCCCGUAUGCCCCGUUUGGCAAGCUGGACAAGUUGGGGAAGGCCGCCGAUUUCACGGCGCAAUACCAGACUGCCAAUGCCAACCGACCGGGACGCUACCAGCGCGUGACCGACCCGUCUGGCGUGAAUGCUGAGUUCCAAUACAAGCACGACGCGAUCGAAGACUCUUCGUUCCAACUGGUGGACACGGCCAAGGCCACCCGCAACAACACACGCCUCCGCCCGACGUGGGGUCAACAGCGAUUUGCUGCCAACCGCCUCAACAACCGCAAUGGCAAGACACCUGGCCAGGGCAUGACAGCCUUGGAAUCGCAGAGCCAAAUGAUGAAGAAGGGCCAACAGAAGCAGAACAAGCGAUGGGACCGUCUCUCGAACGCCCGCCGCAUGUUCACAACCAAGCGCCGCGACGGCGAAACCAAAGAGCGCAUGGCGUCUGUCCAAAUCAGCACCGAGUGGAAGCUGGUGCAACAAUUCGAACUGCAGCAACUGUUGAAGCUGCAAGCCAACAUCCCUGCCUCCGAGGACCUCAAGACGUUCGGCACGCUCCUGAAAUACGACGAUAACUUCGACCGCAUGUCCUCCCGCACUGCCAAGCCGCUGACGCGAUUCGAAAUCAAGGAGAAUGUGGCCGUGACUACGACGGAAGAUCCCGUCAUUGAGUCGUUGGCCACCGAAGGCGCUGGCACGGUGUUCGCCACGGACGCAAUCUUGGCGCACCUCAUGAGCUGCCCGCGCUCCGUGUACCCGUGGGAUAUUGUUGUGCAGCGCGUGAACAACUUGCUCUUCUUCGACAAGCGCGACAUCUCGUCCGGCAUCGAUCUCCUCUCGGUCAACGAAACCGCAUUGGAACCUCCGAACCCGGACGAGCCCGACAGCGUCAACCACCCCGACCGCCUCGCCGUCGAAGCCACAGACAUUAACACGUUCUUUGCCCAGCAAGUGCUGCGUCCGGCGACCGAAUUCACCAAAACGUACAACCCGAACCCGUUCCCGGACAACACAGCCCCUGUCGCGUACAAGUACCGGCGGUGGGCGCUCAACGAUUCGGUCAACUUGGUCGCUCGCUGUGAGGUGAAUGCGCUUUCGCUCAAAGGUGAAGUCGAACAAACGGUCAAGACGUUUGCCUUGAACGAGUGGGACCCCAAGCUCAGCGGCGGCAUUGACUGGCGCAAGAAAAUCGAUUCGCAGCGCGGGGCAUUGCUGGCCAACGAACUCAAGAACAACGCGCCGAAGUUGGCGCAGUGGACGCACUCGGCUCUCCUGGCAAACGCCGGGCUCAUGAAGCUCGGGUACGUGACCCGCCACAACACCAAGGACAACCAGGCGCACGUGAUUUUGGCGACGCAGUCGUACAACCCCGUCGACUUUGCGCAGCAGACGUCGCUGAGCCUGACGAACGCGUGGGGCAUCAUUAAGAUGCUGGUCGAGUUGUUCAUGGAGCAGCCGGAAGGCAAGUACGUGAUGAUGAAGGACCCCAACAAGCCCGUCGUGCGGAUUUAUUCGGUCCCGCUCAACACGUUCGAAGACGAAGUCGCCGACGACGACGAAGAUGACGAAGAGGAUGACGAAGACGCUCUGGACGACGUAGAUGAAUUGGACGAAUAAAUACCUCGAUUCCACCGGCUUUGAACAAUGGCAUGGAUCUGAGAUAACACCUUUUAAGUCACGUCUAGCAAUGUCGUUAACCAAAGUGGAACGGAGCCG
This is a messenger RNA of Aphanomyces invadans, 1791 nucleotides long. RefSeq lists its product as hypothetical. The coding region runs from base 7 to 1692 and encodes 561 amino acids. The record is from RefSeq and is a predicted model, not a curated record. Gene Ontology annotation, cellular component: eukaryotic translation initiation factor 3 complex; cytoplasm. NCBI's taxonomy places the organism in Eukaryota, Oomycota, Saprolegniomycetes, Saprolegniales, Verrucalvaceae. Gene Ontology annotation, biological process: translational initiation. Gene Ontology annotation, molecular function: translation initiation factor activity. The transcript has 3 exons.